CUCUCUCUUCCCAACCUAACCUCGACCCGUUCUCCCUCUUGCCUUCCUCUUCUUCCCUCCCCUCCUCCACCUUUCCCCUCCCAUCUGUCAUUAGCUGGUAUAUAAGAGCAUUGCAUCCCUCUCUACCUCUCUCACACACAAACAGUGUGUUUGCUGGGAAGGGGAUAGAACAGGGGAAACUAGGGAUUACUUUGUCAACCUGCCUGUGAAGGACUUAUUUUCCUCUCUGGAAUUUUCACUGAAGAGAUCUUGGAACAACAUCCGAAAGGGAAUCCUUGCCAAAUUCUUACCAAUCAUCAAGACACACUGACAUCAUCUUUGUUACUUGAUCUGCAACAUACUUUCCUGCUGUCAAAAUCAUCACUUCAUCGUCAGUGAUAUCAACGCAGAACGCAUUUAACAUCAUCGAAGCAGACCAUGAGCAGCUACAGCGUCACUCUCUUAGGCCCCGCCCCCUGGGGCUUCAGACUGCAGGGAGGGAAGGACUUCAACCUGCCCCUCACCAUCUCCAGGCUGACGGAUGGUGGGAAGGCGGCUAAAGGGGGCAUUGGUAUUGGAGACAUGGUUCUGUCUAUUGAUGGCAUCGCCACAGAGGGCAUGAAUCACCUGGAGGCCCAGAACAAGAUCAAGAGCUGCAGUGGCAACCUCAGCCUCAAACUGCAGAAACACCCCGCAUACAGGCAGAUGUUCACUGUUGUUGUUGGAGUUAAUCUAACACCCAGUAACACCAUUAGUUCGGCCUCAUCUCCCGUUCCCCGAAGAAAAAAGGAAUAACUGAAGUCACAGCGAGAGCAUCACACAUGUGG
This is a messenger RNA of Eleginops maclovinus (Patagonian blennie), 806 nucleotides long. Its product is annotated as PDZ and LIM domain protein 5-like. Gene Ontology annotation, cellular component: adherens junction; filamentous actin; Z disc. The transcript has 4 exons. Gene Ontology annotation, biological process: actin cytoskeleton organization; muscle structure development; heart development. Gene Ontology annotation, molecular function: muscle alpha-actinin binding; actin binding. The record is from RefSeq and is a predicted model, not a curated record. Bases 418 to 774 code for a protein of 118 amino acids. NCBI's taxonomy places the organism in Eukaryota, Metazoa, Chordata, Actinopteri, Perciformes, Eleginopidae.